AUGUCGUUUCGGCGCUCCGGCCUUGUGCUCAAAUCGUGCACUCGUCUCAACUCAACAGCACAAAACGCCAAAAAAGCCGACGCCAGUGCGUUGUACUUGAACCCACACAAAUGGGUCGGUUUACCUGCCGACAGAGUCUUUGAGCUCCACAACUUAAGAAAAACCAAUCUUGCCGAAAAGUAUGUUCCAAACAACGCUGAAAGAAGAGCUAUCUUGUCGACAGUCACCUCUUUGAAGGGCGGAGCCCCAAAGUUGGAGUAUGGAUACGAGAUCGACAACUUCAAGGAGCGAGUCAUGAACAACACCCCCUCGAACCUCAGAGGCCUUCCUCCUAAACUCAGCAACCAAAGAGUCUAUGACAGAGGUGAUCUGAUACACAAGGAGCGUCUGAAGCGCGAGACUCUCAGAACUGCUGCUUUCGAGAUGCCGCUUUUGGCCAAGUACCGCCAGGAGUACCGUCCAAAGGAGACUGCUCAAAACCCUCUCAAGCUCACAUUCCAGUCGGACUUCAGUGAUUCGCCAAAUGAGUUCAACUCUAAGGUCACUCUCUCUGUCAAGCUUGACGAUUUGAACCUCAAGCAAGAUCAACAGAAGAAAUUCAUCCUCUUAUCGGGCAAGAAGUUUGAUCAACACAGCCGUACCUUGGAAUUUUCCUCCAUCAGAUUUCCCGAGUCCACUCAAAACGCCCGCUGGUUGGUUGAGACUUUCAACAAGCUCUUGAAAGAGUCUAAGGAUUUGACAAAGAACGACUUCAAGGAUAUUCCUAUCAACACCAAGCAACACAAGCCAGUCAAGCCUGUGUAUGCAUUCCCUGAAAGCUGGAAGAGACCACAAGAUGCGCCAAUGGAGCGUCACAACGUUGUCCAGAACUACAUCCAGUCAUACAAAGAGAAGAAGGAGAGCGAGUACAUCAAGAGCAUUUCUCCAUGA
This is a messenger RNA of Australozyma saopauloensis, 930 nucleotides long. RefSeq names its product mitochondrial 37S ribosomal protein mS35. Lineage: Eukaryota; Fungi; Ascomycota; Pichiomycetes; Serinales; Metschnikowiaceae. Gene Ontology annotation, cellular component: mitochondrial small ribosomal subunit. The record is from RefSeq and is a predicted model, not a curated record. The transcript has a single exon. Gene Ontology annotation, biological process: mitochondrial translation. Bases 1 to 930 code for a protein of 309 amino acids. Gene Ontology annotation, molecular function: structural constituent of ribosome.